This is a messenger RNA of Balaenoptera musculus (blue whale), 4407 nucleotides long. It is a transcript of the gene STON2, whose product is annotated as stonin 2. The transcript has 6 exons. The record is from RefSeq and is a predicted model, not a curated record. Gene Ontology annotation, biological process: regulation of endocytosis; synaptic vesicle endocytosis; clathrin-dependent endocytosis. Bases 627 to 3338 code for a protein of 903 amino acids. Gene Ontology annotation, cellular component: synaptic vesicle; AP-2 adaptor complex. NCBI's taxonomy places the organism in Eukaryota, Metazoa, Chordata, Mammalia, Artiodactyla, Balaenopteridae. Gene Ontology annotation, molecular function: clathrin-cargo adaptor activity.
CGUCCAUCGCCUAAGUGAAAAGAUUAACAGAGAACCACACCUGCUUGGUAUGGCUUCUAUUUGAUCAUUCUUUUGGGGGGAUCUUGAUAUGGAAAACAGAGCCAGUUUGUCACUUUCUUCAGGUCCAGAUUCUUCCACUUAGAAGCCUGGAGGAAGCAUCUUAGGACCUAGGGCCCCAAACAAGAACCUGGAAACACCAAAAGUAUUGGCUGCUUUCUUCCAAUGAACAUUAACUUCCUAUUUCCAAAGUACUUUAUGCUCGGUCUUUUUGGUUAUUAUUCCCAACAGCAAUUCGGAUUGUCUCAAUUUUUAAAGCAUAAUUGUCAAGAGUGACAGGUGCUGGAGCCAGAUCCCUUGGGCUCAAAUCCUGGCUCCAUUAUGGAUGAGUGAUGUGUCCUUGGGUGGAUAAUUGAUUUAACCUCCCUGGGUGGUUGUUCAUCUGUGCAGUACAAGUAAUCACAGUACCUACCUCAGGGUGGUUGUGAGGAUUAAAUGAAUUAACAUGUGAAGUGCUUACAGCAGUGACUGGCACAUGGAAAGAGCUCAUGAUUGUCACUCGUGAUCAUGAUGAAGGUGGCUAGAUUGACUUCUGGGGAACGGUGCUCAGGGAUGAAGGUCAAGGUGGGAUGCGGGAGCUAUUUACAGAACCACAUCAGCUGCUUCUGUUCCACGGCCGCUUGCUACUGCCUGCCCGACCAAUCGUCCCAGCUUCAUUCACAGCACCUGGAAAGUGGGGCACUGAAGAGCACCUCCCAGGACCAUCGUCUUCCUCAGACCAGUCCGAGAGCUCUUCCGGGGAGAACCGUGUGGUGGAUGGAGGCUCUCAGGACCUUUCCCCCUCGGAGCACGAUGACUCUUCUGAAAAGAUGGGCCUCAUCUCUGAAGCGGCCUCCCCUCCCCUGAGCCCUGGGCAGCCUCCACCCGACCUGGCUUCAGCCAUCAGCAGCUGGGUUCAGUUUGAAGAUGACACACCCUGGGCCAGCACAUUACCACCUCAUACAGAAGCAGGUGGGGCAGCCAUAUCAUUGACCAUGCCCUGCUGGACGUGCCCUUCCUUCAAUUCCCUGAGGAGAUGCCCUCUGCCCUCCGAGAGCAGCUGGACCACACAUUCUGAAGACACCAGUAGUCCUAGUUUUGGCCCCUCGUACACAGACCUGCAGCUCGUCAGUGCUGAGGAGCAGAGUGGCCUGGCUUCCAGGGCCGACUCGACUGACAAUUCUUCCUCUCUUCAGGAAGAUGAAGAGGUAGAGAUGGAGGCCAUCAACUGGCAGGCCAGCAGUCCAGCUAUGAACGGACACCCCGCCACUCUAGUGACCUCUGCUCGUUUCCCUAGCUGGGUCACUUUUGAUGACAAUGAAGUCAGCAGCCCUUUGCCACCAAUCACCUCUCCUCUGAAGCCGAAAACACCCCCUCUUGCAUCUGUGAUCCCAGAUGCACCUUAUAACUCAACUGGGUCAUUUAAGAAGAGGGAACGUCCCAAGAGCACUUUGAUGAACUUCUCCAAAGUUCAGAAGCUGGACAUCUCCUCCUUAAACCACCCGCCUUCCGUGCCUGAGGCUCCUCUUUGGAGGGCAACCAAUCCUUUUCUGAAUGAGACUCUACAGGAUGUACAACCCUCCCCUAUAAACCCUUUCCGCGCUUUCUUUGAGGAGCGGGAGAGGCGCUCCCAAGACAAUUCCAUGUCUGGUACCACAGGCAAAAGCCAAAGAGAUUCUCUCAUUGUCAUCUACAAGGAUGCCAUCAAUUUUGAUGAUUCAAGCAAAAACCAGUCACACUCUGAUGCUGUUGAAAAACUCAAACGACUCCAAAUUGGGGAUCCCGAUCACUUAGGGAGUACGACCCUCCCUGAUGAUGACCCAAUAGCCUGGAUUGAACUAGAUGACCACCCACCAGGUUCCGCACUGUCCCAGCCCAGGGAUGGGUGGCCCAUGAUGCUUAGGAUCCCUGAGAAGAAAAACAUCAUGUCCUCUAGGCACUGGGGACCCAUCUACAUCAAACUGACAGACAGCGGGUAUCUGCAGCUGUAUUAUGAGAAGGGCUUAGAAAAGCCAUUCCGUGAGUUCAAGCUGGAGAUCUGCCAUGAGAUUUCAGAGCCCCGGCUCCAAAACUAUGAUGAGAACGGCAGGAUCCACAGCUUGCGGAUAGACCGUGUCACCUACAAGGAGAAGAAGAAAUACCAGCCUAAACCUGCCGUGGCCCACGUGGCCGAGAGGGAACAAGUGAUUAAGCUGGGCACCACCAAUUACGAUGACUUCCUGAGCUUCAUCCGUGCAGUUCAGGACCGUCUCAUGGACCUGCCGGUGUUGUCAAUGGACUUGUGCACAGUUGGCUUGAACUACCUUGAAGAGGAGAUUGUAGUGGAUGUCCGAGAUGAAUUCUCUGGCCUUGUGAGCAAAGGAGACAACCAGAUUCUCCAGCACCGUGUCUUGACACGGGUCCACAUCCUGAGUUUCCUCUCUGGCCUUGCCGAGUGCCGCUUGGGUCUCAAUGACGUCCUCGUCAAAGGGAACGAAAUCGUUUCCCGGCAAGACAUCAUGCCCACCACCACCACAAAGUGGAUCAAGCUCCACGAGUGCCAUUUUCACAGGUGUGUGGAUGAGGAUGUAUUCAACAGCUCGCGGGUUAUUCUGUUCAACCCUUUGGACGCCUGCCGACUUGAGCUAAUGCGGUUCAGGACAGUAUUUGCCGAGAAGACCUUGCCUUUCACACUCAGGACUGUGGCAAGCAUCAGCGGGGCAGAGGUGGAGGUGCAGAGCUGGCUGAGGAUGUCAUCUGGCUUCUCCUCUAACUGUGAUCCUCUCACUCAGGUUCCCUGUGAGAAUGUGAUGGUUCGCUACCCUGUGCCCAGUGAGUGGGUGAAAAACUUGCGCAGGGAAAGUGUCCUGGGGGAAAAGUCUUUGAAAGCCAAAGUGAACCGGGGGGCAAGUUUUGGCUCAAGUAGCUUGUCUGGCUCUGAGCCCGUCAUGAGAGUAACUCUGGGGACUGCGAAGUAUGAGCAUGCCUUCAACUCCAUUGUGUGGAGGAUAAACCGACUGCCUGACAAAAACGCAGCUUCUGGUCACCCACACUGUUUCUUCUGCCAUCUUGAACUUGGCUCUGACCGGGAAGUGCCUUCCAGAUUUGCCAAUCACGUAAACGUCGAGUUCAGCAUGCCUACAACUUCUGCCUCCAGAGCUGCCGUAAGGUCCAUCUCUGUGGAAGACAAGACGGACGUCAGGAAGUGGGUCAAUUACUCUGCACACUACAGCUACAAGGUGGAAAUUGAGCAAAAAAAGAGUUUGAAGCCAGACUUUGAAGGAGAUGAAAUGGAAAAUCCCAAGGAGUGUGGGGUCCAGUGAUGAAGCCCUACUGCAGGGGGCCCUGACCUAAGCAUCACGACAGGAUGUCUUCCUGAAUAGCUGGAGUUCAAGGCACUGCCUACCAUGGCUACUCCAUGUUGGGAACAGUGUAUUGGACCUCCCUGUUGGGAGUUACCUGUAUCCUAACAGGAAGCCCUAAGGUGCUUGCUUUGGAGAGGCUCUGAUCAUGCCUGAAGCACCUGGGUCACCUGACUCUUUGGAGCUUACUGUAUAAUUAAGCCUCCUCUCCCCUCUGCUUAUCUCACAGCACUUGGGUAUGGUUUGUGACUGAUAAAGUCAGGAAAAGAAACUCCCAACAUCACUGUUGGCGCGAUUUCCUUCCGAUGUGCAUCUGUCACUUACAUCAGUUUCUGGAAAACAAUCUUGAGAAGUUAAUUAACUAAGACUCCGUCUCUGUCACUCCCCUUAGAAAAAGUUGAGAAAAGGUACAAAACCGAUUUUCUCUUUGGGUCUGCUAGACCUUUCAUAGGUGUCUCCAUUCUUCAAAUGUUAACACUAUGCAACAGAAGUUUUUGAGAUGUUUCCCACCUGGUUCUAGACAGUGUUGAUCGAAACACUUUUUCCAUCUUUCUAAGGCAUCAGUCCCAGGGUUCAUCACCCUGAGUCACAAUAGACAAUGGAAAAAAGGCACAAGAGGACACUUUUAAAUUCUGUGAUUAGCCCCACAUUCUGCGAAGAGUGGCUAUUGAAGGGAAAGCAAAAUUGAGCUUACUUUUCUUCAUUCUGGGGAAAAAGAACAUUCAUUGUAAGAUUAUAUUCAAUUCAGGAGACAGCUUAAAUCUCAGUGAAUUUCCAAAUUCACACUGAAAAAUAUAGGCCAUUUCUGCUUCCUGAAACAGAUGGAUACAUAUAUCUCAGGCAUUUGUCAGGGGCAUUUGGGAACUCUUUUUAUACCUCAUAGCCAAUAGACAGCUGCGUGUCUCUUUAACUCAAACUUUACAGGAAAUAUAAGUUGAAAAGAUCAUUUUAAAAGCCGUUUCAAAACUGAGCUUGUAUGAGCUUUUCCUAAAAAUUCAGAGUUUGAUAAUCACAGUAUUGUAAUAGAUCU